AUGGCGGGCUUAUCGUUUGACAACUACCAACGCAAUCAGCACUUGGCCAGCACAUCUCACAAGCAGCCUCGGGCGACGUCGACGGGGACGACUAUCGUAGGGGUGAAGUUCGAGGGCGGCGUGGUGAUCGCGGCAGACACGCGGUCCACACAGGGCCCGAUCGUGGCCAACAAGAACUGCGAGAAGCUGCACCGGAUUGCGCCGCGCAUCUGGUGCGCGGGAGCGGGGACAGCGGCGGACACAGAGGCGGUGACAUGGCUGAUCGGGUCGAACCUGGAGCUGCACUCGCUGUACACGGGGCGGGAGCCGCGGGUGGUGUCUGCGCUGCAGAAGUUGAAGCAGCAUCUGUUCAAGUACCAGGGGCACAUCGGGGCGUACCUGAUCGUGGCGGGGGUGGACCCAACGGGGGCGCACCUGUUCUCGGUGCACGCGCACGGGUCGACAGACGUGGGGCAGUACCAGAGCCUGGGGUCGGGGUCGCUGGCCGCGAUGGCGGUGCUGGAGGCGCAGUGGCGCGAGGGCAUGGGGCGCGCAGACGCGAUGGCGCUGGCGGCGGCGGCGAUCGAGGCGGGCAUCUGGAACGACCUGGGGUCCGGGUCGAACGUGGACCUGUGUGUGAUGGAGGUGGGCAAGGACGCGGAGCUGUUCCGCAACUACAUUACGCCGAACACGCGGGAGGCGAAGCAGAACUCGUACAAGUUUGCGCGCGGCACGACCGCGGUGCUGCGUGAGAGCACGCUGCAGAUCUACGACGAGGAGAUCGUGGACACGGCUGCGUAG
This is a messenger RNA of Eremothecium gossypii ATCC 10895, 780 nucleotides long. It is a transcript of the gene PUP1, whose product is annotated as proteasome core particle subunit beta 2. The record is from RefSeq and is marked provisional. Gene Ontology annotation, cellular component: proteasome core complex. Bases 1 to 780 code for a protein of 259 amino acids. NCBI's taxonomy places the organism in Eukaryota, Fungi, Ascomycota, Saccharomycetes, Saccharomycetales, Saccharomycetaceae. The transcript has a single exon. Gene Ontology annotation, molecular function: threonine-type endopeptidase activity.